AAAUAAACCUAAUCGAACUAGUGCAGACUCCGUCUUUUUUUCCCUCGCUUUUGCAUUCUUCUUACCCUUCCACCGCUGCAGCAGCCGCACUGCGGAUUCCCGCCGGCACGCUCCACCGUCGCUUCUCUUUCUCCUCUUAUUAUAUCACUUCUGCUGCAACCUCGCGCCGCCACGACAACCUCGUCUUCUUCUGCAGCCCGCAUUCUACCUGAAACAUACUCUAUUCGUUACUUCAAGCGCGCAGGAUCGAGAACGGCGCAAUCGAUUUAGUACUUUUAAACUCCGCCUUGGUGCUCAAACUAGUUUUCGAAGACGUUGUUAACUAGCUAAAUGGAGGAAGAACUAGGAAAUCCGGUUGCUGAAAGGAUUCUUCCUCCGACCGAACAGGAGGUAUUAAAUGAGGAAGACGUGAAGAUUAAAAAGUAUCUACGAGGAGAAGGUGCUAAUCUAGAGGUUCUGAAAGAUAAAAAGUUGAAGGGUCAACUUUCUGUCAUAGAAGAUUUAUAUGGGAAAUCUGCUAAAGCUGCUGCCAAGGUCGAGAAGUGGCUUAUGCCAAGUGAAGGAGGCUACUUGGAGGCUGAAGGAUUGGAGAAGACAUGGAGAAUUAGACAAGAAACAAUUUCUCAAGAAGUAGAUAUCUUAAGUAGAAGAAAUCAACAUGAUAUUAUUUUACCAGCUCUUGGACCAUAUUCUCUCGACUAUACUUUAAACGGUAGAUACAUGGCCAUUGCCGGACGUAAGGGUCACCUGGCCCUUGUAGAUAUGAAGGACCUCAAUUUAAUUAAAGAGUUUCAGGUUAAGGAAACUGUUCGUGAUGUGGUCUUCUUGCACAAUGAGCUGUUCUUUGCUGCUGCGCAAAAAAAGUAUCCGUACAUUUAUAAUCGGGAUGGCACAGAGCUUCAUUGCCUUAAGGAGCAUGGAUCAGUCUUGAGGCUUCAAUUUCUGAAAAAUCACUUCCUUUUGGCAUCCAUAAACAAGUUUGGACAGCUUCACUAUCAAGAUGUAACAACAGGUAGCAUGGCCGGUGUCUUCCGUACCGGGUUAGGCCGUACCGAUGUAAUGCAGGUAAACCCGUUCAAUGGGGUUAUAGCAACUGGUCAUUCAGGUGGUUCAGUUGUGAUGUGGAAGCCUACAAGCUCUUCUCCUCUUGUAAAGAUGCUUUGUCAUCAAGGGCCUGUGUCAGCACUCGCAUUCCACCCGAAUGGCCAUCUCAUGGCUACAUCUGGUUGCGAGCGGAAAAUUAAGCUCUGGGACUUGAGGAAGUUUGAGGUGCUUCAGACCCUGCCUGGGCAUGCUAAGACAUUAGACUUCAGCCAGAAAGGGCUACUUGCUUGUGGCACAGGGUCGUAUGUACAGAUUCUGGGUGAUUUAGCUGGAUCUCAGAACUACACAAGGUAUAUGUCCCACUCAAUGGUGAAGGGCUACCAAAUAGGAAAGAUACUGUUUAGACCUUAUGAAGAUGUUUUAGGCAUAGGUCACUCAAUGGGUUGGUCUAGCAUCCUCAUUCCAGGAUCCGGUGAACCCAACUUCGAUACUUGGGUAGCAAACCCCUUCGAGACAUCGAAACAGCGUAGAGAAAAGGAGGUUCGAUCUCUUCUCGAUAAGCUUCCUCCCGAGACAAUUUCUCUCAACCCCUCGAAAAUUGGUACGGUUAUGACCGUAAAGAAGAAAGAAAAGAAGACAAAGAAGGAAAGAGAAGCUGAAGAGGAGUCUGCAAUUGAUGCUGCAAAGAGCAUCACCAUGAAGAAGAAAACAAAGGGAAGGAAUAAGCCAACCAAGAGAGAAAAGAAGAAACGCGAAAUUAUCGACAAGUCCAAAAAGCCUUUCCUUCAAGAACAGAUCAAGGAAGAAGAAGAGUUGUCUCGAAAGAGACCGAGGUCGGGCGACGAUGUCGAACUUCCCAAGUCCUUACAGAGAUUCGCUCGUAAGAAAACUGCAACUUGAUCAUAACUUUUACAUUCAUCAUAGUUUUGUAGUCUAUCUAAUCUAUAGAUUAUUAUUAUUGAGCAUUGUUGUUCAUAAAUUUUGUUUGUUUCAUUAAGAAAAACAAAAAAAAGUGGGCAAGAAGGUUUGAUUUCCUUUGUAGUGUUUGCUUGCUUCAAUCACACAAGCAUGCACAUUAAUUUAGUGUUGCUGGAUAUCUUUAUUUCCAAUUUGGAUCAGAAUCAGAUAAUAUUUGCCUUNUUU
Molecule: messenger RNA, 2187 nt
Organism: Cucurbita pepo subsp. pepo (vegetable marrow)
Lineage: Eukaryota; Viridiplantae; Streptophyta; Magnoliopsida; Cucurbitales; Cucurbitaceae
Product: Transducin/WD40 repeat-like superfamily protein
Biological process (GO): maturation of SSU-rRNA from tricistronic rRNA transcript (SSU-rRNA, 5.8S rRNA, LSU-rRNA)
Cellular component (GO): nucleolus; 90S preribosome; small-subunit processome
Molecular function (GO): protein binding
Source: RefSeq, a predicted model, not a curated record